GGUGUCAGGCGUAUCUCUCUCCCUUCCCCCUCGUGAUCUCUCGCCACGGGAGCCCCGUGACUUGAGCUCGUCAUCCACGUCAAUGGCGAUGGCCGCGGCCGCUUCCCCCUCCAAGAUCCUGAUCCCUCCGCACCGAGCCUCCGCCGCGACCGCUGCCGCGUCCACCUCCUGCGACUCCCUCCGCCUCCUCUGCGCGCCGCGAGGACGGCGCCAGCGCCCGCGCGUGUUGGUCGCGCGUCCGGCUCCGCGGCGGCCCUUCUUCUUCUCCUCACGUGCCGUGUCAGACUCCAAGAGCUCCCAGACCUGUCUCGACCCCGACGCAAGCACGAGUGUUCUCGGAAUUAUUCUUGGAGGUGGUGCAGGGACUAGAUUGUAUCCCCUGACGAAGAAGCGUGCGAAGCCUGCAGUGCCACUGGGUGCCAACUACAGGCUUAUUGAUAUUCCUGUCAGUAAUUGUCUGAACAGCAACAUAUCAAAGAUCUAUGUGCUCACGCAGUUCAACUCAGCUUCUCUUAAUCGUCAUCUCUCACGAGCCUAUGGGAGCAACAUUGGAGGUUACAAGAAUGAAGGAUUUGUUGAAGUCCUUGCUGCACAGCAGAGCCCAGAUAACCCUGACUGGUUUCAGGGUACUGCAGAUGCUGUAAGGCAGUACUUGUGGCUAUUCGAGGAGCAUAAUGUUAUGGAGUAUCUAAUUCUUGCCGGAGAUCACCUGUACCGAAUGGACUAUGAAAAGUUUAUUCAGGCACACAGAGAAACAGAUGCUGAUAUUACUGUUGCUGCCUUGCCCAUGGAUGAGGAACGUGCAACUGCAUUUGGCCUUAUGAAAAUCGAUGAAGAAGGGAGGAUAAUUGAAUUCGCAGAGAAACCAAAAGGAGAACAGUUGAAAGCUAUGAUGGUUGAUACGACCAUACUUGGCCUUGACGAUGCGAGGGCAAAGGAAAUGCCUUAUAUUGCUAGCAUGGGUAUCUAUGUUAUUAGCAAACAUGUGAUGCUUCAGCUUCUCCGUGAGCAAUUUCCUGGAGCUAAUGACUUUGGAAGUGAGGUUAUUCCUGGUGCAACUAGCACUGGCAUGAGGGUACAAGCAUACCUAUACGAUGGUUACUGGGAAGAUAUUGGUACAAUUGAGGCAUUCUAUAAUGCAAAUUUGGGAAUUACCAAAAAGCCAAUACCCGAUUUCAGUUUCUAUGACCGUUCUGCUCCCAUUUACACACAACCUCGACACUUGCCUCCUUCAAAGGUUCUUGAUGCUGAUGUGACAGACAGUGUUAUUGGUGAAGGAUGUGUUAUUAAAAACUGCAAGAUACACCAUUCAGUAGUUGGACUCCGGUCCUGCAUAUCUGAAGGGGCAAUAAUAGAGGACACAUUGCUAAUGGGUGCGGACUACUAUGAGACUGAAGCUGAUAAGAAACUCCUUGCUGAAAAAGGUGGCAUUCCCAUUGGUAUUGGAAAGAAUUCACACAUCAAAAGAGCAAUAAUUGACAAGAAUGCUCGUAUUGGAGAUAACGUGAUGAUAAUCAAUGUUGACAAUGUUCAAGAAGCGGCAAGGGAGACAGAUGGAUAUUUCAUCAAAAGUGGCAUUGUAACUGUGAUCAAGGAUGCUUUACUCCCUAGUGGAACAGUCAUAUGAAGCAGGUGUGAAAUGUGUGCCAAGGGACAGAGCUACUUGCAUCAGUCUGGAAUCAACCAACGAGGCCGCGAAGAGAUCAUAAGAGCAAUAAAAAAGGAGUGCCAUGCAAGGCACUUCUCCACCCUUUUUCUCCCUUGAUGUAUUAGGAACUGUGAUGUACAAGCAACUGUGAUGCACUUAGGCGAAGUGCCCCUGGAUUCAGCUUUCUCUUUGCUUGUAGUCGAUUUCCAGCAGACCAUGCUAUUUGGUGUAUGGUUCAUGUAAAACCUUGCGUUGCUUUAUCUAUAUCUAUAUCUAUACCAAUAUAAAAAGACCCAAAGGGGCAGAUCUAAUUGA
Molecule: messenger RNA, 1963 nt
Organism: Triticum dicoccoides
Lineage: Eukaryota; Viridiplantae; Streptophyta; Magnoliopsida; Poales; Poaceae
Product: glucose-1-phosphate adenylyltransferase small subunit, chloroplastic/amyloplastic-like
Exons: 10
Coding region: 83-1627 (514 amino acids)
Biological process (GO): glycogen biosynthetic process
Molecular function (GO): glucose-1-phosphate adenylyltransferase activity
Source: RefSeq, a predicted model, not a curated record